Molecule: messenger RNA, 5868 nt
Organism: Physella acuta
Lineage: Eukaryota; Metazoa; Mollusca; Gastropoda; Physidae
Product: ATP-dependent translocase ABCB1
Biological process (GO): oligopeptide export from mitochondrion
Cellular component (GO): mitochondrial inner membrane
Molecular function (GO): ABC-type oligopeptide transporter activity; ATP binding; ATP hydrolysis activity
Source: RefSeq, a predicted model, not a curated record
CUGCCGGUUCAGUAUAUGUAACUGCCGCGAAUAAAAAAAUCGGAUCUGGGUGACGCAAAGCGUAGCAGAACUUCAGUUGUGUUUUUAAUCGUGGAGUGUACGGUUCGGCUUUGGUGAUUGUACAAUAUGGCUGAACUUCGAAAUUAUUCACCAAAAUCGACAGAUAACGAGUAUCAAAAUGGAAAAGAUCAUAUAACAAAUUAUACCAAUGGAAAUCUCUCUGAUGUACCUAAUGGGAAAGAAAAUAAGGUCACAGAUGAGGAUGAAAAAAAGAAGAAGAAGGAAACUACUCCUAUGGUUGGGCCUUUGGAUGUGUUCAGGUUUUCAGAUUCAGUUGACAAGUUGAUGAUGGUGAUUGGAACAAUAGCUGCCGCAGUUGCAGGCGCUGCUCUCCCUGUCAUGAUUAUUGUUUUUGGGGACAUGAUUGACACUUUUGUAGACACAGGAAACAUUGAGUUGCUGGUCAAGGAAUUAAAAGAAUAUGUACAAUAUAAAGGACUCAAUGAAUCCCAAGUGAUUAAAAACCCAUCUCUUUUACUGAAUAACUGUGAUGAUAUUAAAAAAUACUACAACAACAGCAAAGACUGUGACAUUCUUUUAGAAGGCAUUCUUGAUGACAUGCAGGAAUUUGCCAUCUACUAUUGCAUUAUUGGAGCAGGUGUACUCAUUGCCUCCUAUCUACAAGUGGCGUUGUGGAUGACUGCGGCUGAGCGUCAGGCACAUCGCAUCCGGCAGGAAUUUCUCAAGAAUGUCAUGAGACAAGACAUUGGUUGGUUUGAUACACAUGAAGCUGCUGAACUCAACACAAGAUUGGCGGAUGAUGUGGCGAAAAUCCAAGACGGAAUAGGAGAUAAAAUGGGCACCUUCAUGCAGUGGUUUGCAGCGUUUAUUGCUGGUUUUGCCAUUGGCUUUGCGUAUGGUUGGAAGUUAACUCUUGUGAUUCUGGCAGUCAGUCCAUUGUUGGUUGGUGCAGCUGGACUGUUCGGCAAGUUGGCCUCUUCAAUGACAUCGAAAGAGUUAGAGUCUUAUGCUAAGGCUGGUGCUAUAGCCGAGGAAGUUUUUGGGGCUAUCAGGACUGUUGUAGCUUUUGGUGGCCAGGAGAAAGAGGCUAAGAGAUACACUGUAAACUUAAAAGAUGCUCAUGAAUUUGGUAUCAAGAAAGGACUGACCAUUGGAAUUUCAAUGGGAUUUAUUUGGCUUGUUAUUUUUGGCUGUUAUGCUUUAGGCUUUUGGUACGGUGGAAAACUGGUCAGAGAAGAUGAGCACUACACUGUUGGGAAAAUGAUUGUAGUGUUCUUUUCUGUCCUAAUUGGAGCAUUUUCAUUGGGUAAUGCUGCUCCCAGUUUACAGUCGCUAGCUACAGCCCGUGGCGCCGCCUAUAUCAUCUUUCAAAUUAUUGACUUGAAAUCAGCCAUAGAUAGUAGUUCAAAAGAAGGCAAGACUCUCGCAAAUAUGCAUGGUACUAUCUGUUUUAAGAAUAUUCAUUUCAGCUACCCAUCUCGUCCAAGUGUCAAGAUUUUGAAUGGCUUGAAUUUGGAGGCUAAACCUGGCCAGACUGUUGCUUUAGUGGGCUCCAGUGGUUGCGGUAAAAGUACAACAGUUCAGCUCUUGUUAAGAUUUUAUGAUCCUCAUGAUGGAGAGGUACAACUAGAUGGAACAAAUAUUAAAGAGCUGAACAUCAAAUGGCUGCGUAGCAAUAUUGGGCUUGUUAGCCAGGAGCCAGUGCUGUUUGCUACAACAAUUAAGGAAAAUAUUCGCUAUGGUAGAGAUGAUGUGACUGAAGAUCAGAUCAUUCAAGCCACCAAAAAUGCUAAUGCUUACGACUUUAUUAUGAAACUACCUGAUAAAUUUGAAACGCUGGUUGGUGAGAGAGGAGCUCAGCUUAGUGGUGGUCAGAAACAGAGAAUAGCCAUAGCUCGAGCACUGGUCAGAGAUCCAAAGAUUCUGUUACUUGAUGAAGCUACUUCAGCCCUUGACACAGAGAGUGAAUCAAUAGUGCAGGAUGCCCUCGAUAAGGCAAGACAAGGAAGAACAACUCUUGUGAUUGCACAUCGCCUUUCAACUAUUAAAAAUGCAGACAUUAUUGUUGGCUUUAACAAAGGAGUUGUAGCAGAAAAAGGCACACACGAUGAACUGAUGGCCAUUAAUGGGAUUUACCAUCAACUUGUCACUAAUCAGAGUCAGAAAGAGGCAGAAGAACAAGAAGAAAACGCCAUUGAUCUUGGCGAAGUCAAGCACAAACCAUCUUCAGCAGGACAAAAGGAUCUUAUGAGGCAGGCUUCUCGUGUUGAUCCUAAAGCUGAUGAGGAUUUUGAAUAUAAAGAGGAAGAAGAAAAGUUAACAAACGCCCCUUUCACAAGACUGAUGGCCCUAAAUUCACCAGAGUGGUACUUUAUUAUUCUUGGAUGUUUUGGAAGUAUUGUCAAUGGUGGAGUUCAGCCAGCAUUUGCUGUUAUUUUUAGCAAAAUCCUUGCUGUGUUUGCCAAACCCAAAGAUGAACAAGAAGAUGACAUCCGCGAUUACAGUUUGCUCUUGUUUGGCCUUGGCCUCAUAAGCUUUGUUACAAUGUUUUUACAGGGCUACAUGUUUGGCCGCUCAGGUGAAGCACUCACAAUGAGGCUACGUAAUCUAACCUUCAGAUCCAUGUUGAGACAGGACAUAGGCUGGUAUGAUGAUCAUAAGAACAGUGUGGGAGCACUCACUACAAGAUUAGCUACUGAUGCUUCACUUGUCCAGGGGGUAACAGGUAUCAGACUGGGCACCGCCCUUAUGGCCUUUGCCAACAUGGGUGUGGCUAUCAUAAUCUCCUUUGUGUACGGCUGGCAGCUGACCCUACUUAUUCUGGCCUUCAUGCCAUUUAUUGCUCUGGGUGGGAUGAUGCAGGUCAAACUUUUGGCUGGGCAAGCUGGCAAGAAUAAAAAAGCUUUGGAAGGAGCUGGCAAGGUUGCUGUGGAGAGUAUUGAAAAUAUUCGUACAGUUGCCUCCUUGUCCAAGGAAGAACUGUUCUUCAAGCAGUAUAUGGAGAAGGUGGAGCCACCGUACAAGGAAGCACUGAAGAGAGCUCAUUUGGUGGGCUUUACCUACGCUUUUUCACAGGCCAUCAUCUACUUCGCCUACGCUGCAGCUUUUGUUUUGGGGGCUUAUCUUAUUGAAGAGAAAGAAAUGGAUUUUGAAGAUGUCUUUUUGGUUUUUGGUGCUAUUGUGUUUGGAGCCAUGGGCAUGGGGAAUGCAACUGCUUUUGCCCCAGAUGUUGGCAAGGCUCAGAACGCUGCUAAACACAUCAUAUAUUUACUGGACUCUAAGCCCACUCUUGAUUACACAUCCACUGAAGGACAGAAGCUGCCUGAAAGUUACAAGGCAGAAAUAAAGUUUGAAAAUGUGACCUUCCGAUAUCCAACACGCCCCACGGUUCAAGUUGCCCAAGGGCUGACGUUUUCUGUUUCCCCUGGUCAAACCCUAGCACUGGUGGGCAGCAGUGGCUGUGGUAAAAGUACCUCAGUCCAGCUCAUUGAGAGGUUCUAUGAUGUGGAGAGUGGAAGUGUGCUCCUUGACAACAGUGAAAUAAAGGCACUGAAUCUUCAGUGGUUGAGGGCCCAGAUUGGGAUAGUAUCCCAGGAGCCCAUUUUGUUUGACCGGAGUAUAGCUGAGAACAUUGCCUAUGGGGACAACUCACGUGAAGUCUCAAUGGAUGAAAUCAUCAAAGCUGCUCGUGGUGCUAACAUUCAUGACUUUAUUUCAAACUUACCUGAGGGCUAUGAUACAAAUGUUGGCUCCAAGGGGACACAACUCAGUGGUGGUCAGAAACAGAGAGUGGCUAUAGCUAGAGCACUGGUUCGUCAUCCCAAGGUUCUUCUUUUGGAUGAAGCUACAUCAGCAUUAGACACAGAAAGUGAAAAGAUUGUCCAAGAAGCAUUAGAUAAAGCAAGGGAGGGCAGGACGUGUGUGGUCAUAGCUCACAGGCUGUCCACCAUCAAGAAUGCUGACAAGAUUUGUGUGGUCAGCCACGGGAAGAUUGCCGAGUCUGGCACACACACGGAGCUGUUGAACAAACAGGGCUUGUAUUAUAAGCUGGUCAAGAGCUCAAUGCGGCACUGAUGUGUUUCCAUCUCGUUAUAUUUCAGGUCCUUUGAAAAUAAUCAUAUACAAACUAACAGGCUUUAACAUGUACAAAAAUGUUUUUUUUACACUAGUUUAUACUUCUGUCAUAUUUACUUUUUGUCAUACUUGCAAUAUUUAUUUAAAUGCCAGUUUGUUAUUUUGUCAUUGAAAUAUUUAUAUUUAACCUCUUCACUGUACCCAGUGACCUCAACACCUGUGGAAGUUUAUCCACCUGGGCUUGUAAUUGGAUGAUAUUUGUGGCAACAAUGUGUAACCAGAGUUACCAGUUAGUUUACAAACAUUGUCUUUUUUUUUUAAUGUCCAGAUUUUAUUUGCUAAAGUUGUUGUGCUAAAUCUGAUAACAUGAGUUAACAAUGACGUUAUGACUUUGUUUUUUUUAUCAACCUAUUUAAUUUAAUUAUACCGACAUAAAUUAUUUUUUACAAAUUUAGAAAUCCAUUUGUACAACCAAUUUACAACCAACUGAAGUGAUAUAUUUUACUUCUGGCUAAGUGUAUAGCUGAUUUUCUAAGAUCUGUUUUCUGUAAAUAGAUAAUUCUGUGAUUCUAUGUUAUCAAUACAUUUUAUUGUUAAAUGAUGUUGAAAUCAAAUUAAUUUAUGUCAGUUUUUUACAAUCUUUUUAUUCCUUGCAAUAAUUGUGUGUGUUUUUCAGUUUCUGUUUAAAAUAAAACAGAUUUAUGCAUGGCGUGACAUCUUUAGGUUUUGUAUCUCAUAGCUAAAGUUAAAAUAGUUAGUGAUGCUAGUCAUUUUCAAACUUAGUCGUGUUUUAUGAGCUUUAUUCCUUAUGUGAGGAACUUUAAAAAUCAUUGUUUUAAAAGUGUUGAAUUUAGUUGUUAAAAAUGAAGCUAAAUUGUUGUUUUUUUUGUUGUUAUGUGCACAAUGUUAUAUGAAAGAUAUGAGAAAUCUGUGUUAAUGAUAUAAUCAGGAUUUUAAAAACUUGAAUCUUUAAAACCUGGUGAACUGGCAUUUACUUGUUGUCCAAUGUUACAUAGUUCAAGUUCUCAAUGAACUUGCCAUGCUGUAUGUGUAUAAUGCCAGUAGGUUAGACCAAACCCCCUCCACCUGUUUCUUUCAACUCCUCCACUUGACCAGGCAGUUUUUGCCCAUCUGCGUGUUGCUUCUAAAUGUAACUGUUAAAAAUUAAUAUACAUAUCCAGGUGAAUUUGUAUUGUGAUAUCAUUGACCUUUUAAUAUGAUUGAUUUGAUAUUGUUCUAAUUUACCUCUUAUUAUAGUAGGUAAUUUUUUAAUGCUUUUUUUCUGUCAAAAGUCUGGUUUUUUUAUUUCAUGUAAAUUUCAGCUUUACUUCCUAUGAAUGUGUUCUUGAAACAUCAGUUUAAAAGAUAAGAUAUCUAGACCAGGUGUGAAUCAAUGAGUUUGAGAAUAUGACCAAUAUUGUUUCUGACUGUUGCCGUUUUCAUAUGACUUUCUUUCCUUGCAUUGACUUGCUAGUUGAGGAGUACAUUUGGGAAUGAAAUAAAAAAAAUUUCUUCAGGCCAUACAUAUUUUUCUUAAGCAUAAUAGUAGUGUUUCUAACAGCUUAAAAUUACUUAUCAUUUGUACUUAAAUACACAAGUUUAAUUUAUUGUACAUGUUAAUUGACUUAAAGUAGUUUAUUACAAUUAGUUUACCAGUUUCAUUCAUGUAAAUUUCAAAAUAUGUGGAGUGUUAAAUUUGUUCAUGAUAUAAGAAUUUGGUGCCUAUUAUCUACAGCACAAAUUUAUCAUUGUAUUGUGAUUAAAGAGAAAAUG